CGCGAAAAUAUACUCGGAAAAACUGCAGUCGUACUUGACGUUCCCAGAAUUGGUGGCAGCAGUACCGACCGGUGUGCUGUUCGGCGCCUCACCCAAGCAGGCAGACCCACUUGCCCGGGCGCAAGCGCUGCAAACCGUCACGCACCUGCUCAAGCUCGGGAACCGGCGAGCCAAUGGCAAUGCAGAACUCUCCAACCCCGCACACCAAAUUUCCUCGGGCGGAAAUUCCGCCCAUGUUCCCAAACGCGCCAAAAAGCAGGCGCCGAUCUUUACGACGUGCAUGGCCCGGCUCGUGGAAGGGAGGGUGACAACCCGCGUGCAAAUUGGCCUGCUCGCGGUGACGGACACUACCGGCACCCUGGAGAAUUCCUCCGCGGCUGGAGGUGGACCUCUGCAACAAGGUCAGAAAUACUUCCUUUUUUCCUGUGACUACCUGGACAAAGCAGCGAGGGAGAAACGGCAAGCCGACACGGCGGCCCCGCUCCCUUUCGAAGCUGUGGUGGAGGAUACCGAGUUUACCGUGAUGCAGGAAACACGCACGGGGCAGUCUUAUGAGUUGCAAAAGUAUUGUACUAGUUUAGUAGAAGUAAAUGCAUAACAAAUUUUUCUCAGCAUGAGAAAUGAAAUUUAUCAUGGUGAAUCAGCCAAGAAACCAGAUUUGUCAUUCAUGAUGGCGAUUGCUACGAUGCUUUUGCACUGGACAAGUCUGCACUGUUGGUCAAGAACCCCAUGCAGCGACAGGUGUUGCUCGCCCUCUUCAUUUAUCAAAUGCAAAUAUGUCUGGGUCUGGAAGGUUGGAAGACUUGUCAUGCAGGUUGUCCAACACGCGUGAGGUCUGUCAUACAUGACCCAGCAUGACAGAUUCUUCCCGACCUCUAUCAUGCCUCGUCUGCAUGAGAAAUUCCCUCUCAGCUUGGUCAAAAGUGGACAGCUUUUGGUAAUCAUGCAACACAGAUUUUUGCACUAUCCAGAAUUAGCAUGACAAGUUGCCUUCUUUCAGAUCCAGACAUAUUUGCAAUUGAUAUCAUUCCCCAGCAGGUGCUCGCGCACUAUCCUGUGCAAAAGUAUCGUACUCGUACAAAUGCAAGUCUUGCAUUUAACAAAUCUUGUUUCCAAGGGAAAUCUGCAGUACAAAUUUUAUUUCUCAUGCUGAGGAAAUUUGUAAUGCAUUUAUACGAGUACGAUACUUUUGCACAGGAUACGCACUUCCUCCAGUUGGUAAGAGCCCACAGCUUCGGCGGCGGGAAGAUAAGUUUCGCCGAGAGCAAGCAAGUUCUCGAAGAAGAAACGACCGCAGACCAGCUGGACGACUUGCUCAGCCUGUGGACAAGGGAGUACGUUGCCGACCAGGUUAUGCCUGCCACGCAGGCCCAGCGCUGCGUCAUACUGCCGAGCGAGAAGCAGACGGAGCUGCUGAGGAAGCAGAUUAUUAGUACAGCGGGAGAACGAGGUCGCGAUGCAAAUACCGUGUUCGUCGCAGAAGAUGAUGAUGAUGUGUCACGUAUGCAACCUAACCGCGGCCACAAGCUGAUGAAAGCGGAG
Molecule: messenger RNA, 1542 nt
Organism: Amoebophrya sp. A120
Lineage: Eukaryota; Dinophyceae; Syndiniales; Amoebophryaceae
Source: the annotation of a GenBank genome assembly